AUGUCGGCAUACACGGUGAAAACAAUCAGCACCGACCUCGCCAGUGGGCUAGUCAAAACACGGGAUAAGGCCUUGGAUGACCUAAAUCAGCUUCUGAGCCGCAACAAUGCCGGCGCUGUUGAUUUGUCGGAGCUGGGGGACAAGGCCUAUCACGAUAUAUUUGAGGCGCUUUUCAAGACAGUUCUCGAGCAGAAACCGAAAUAUUAUGACAGAAAGACUUCCAAACCCGCCGAACUUCGCCUGAACAAAUGUGCCCGAGCUGUGAGGGCGGCAGCCGCCCGUGGAGCCUCCAAGCUCAAACAGAAGACGCUAUCCGCCAUCAUCGAUCACAUCACUCAAGUUUUGCCGGGACCUGGUGAUGGUUUCGUGCGCCCACUACUGAGCGACUAUGUCAAGGCUCUCACGGAGUUGCUAUCCCGGUCUGCGAACGUGGAAUUCUUUUCGCGCAAGGACGGCCAUUUGUGGCAAAUCUGCGUGGACUUCCUGCUCGAUGUCAUUUCUAAUCGCAUUCCACAGGUUGGUCCCAUAGACCAAGGCUUGGUUGGUCGCAAUUCACCUGGUCCCAGCACACCACAUUCAACAUUACGGUCCAAUUCUGGCUCUCUCCUGAGCCAAAAGCCAACCGAACUCACCGACGGAGAGCCGGCCCGAGAUGCCCUCGAGGGCCUGCUUUGCCUUGCAACUGCUUCUAAUGCACACAUAUUGAGCCGUUACCAAGAUAUUGCCAAUGCGGCCCUGAGAGUACUACGUCUUCGCAACCUAAGCCUCGGCUCUUUGCAGACAAUGAGUUUUGCCAUCAUCAACAGCAUCAUGUCGGCAACGCAAUUAGAUGAUCCAAGCUACACAGGUAAACUUGUUCAGGAUCUUCUACCUUUGAUGGCUCAUUGGUGGAGAGCAGACAAGGUAUCACAAGACGAUACGAUCAAGUCGUUGCGGAACGAGAUUCUCCGAACCAUGCUACUCUCGCAGUUGCACAUUGAGCAUUUGGCAGUCAACAACUGGAAUGAGAACGUCAGAGAAGGUGUUGUAUACUUGCUAGAGCCCUUGUGGCAGGAAUACUCGAAAAGAAGCUCAAGCAACCAACUCAGACUUCGCAACGUCACAUUCACAACAAACCUGCUCCCGGAAGACUAUCUGCAGAUAGGAAUUUUCGGACUGGAUCCGUUGGAUAUGGAAGCAGAGAGCCAUUGGGAGCCGAGCAGCCACGAAAGAGACGCCGGGUUGAACAAGCAGAAAAUCGCAUUCGCACACGGCUCAGAAACCGGAAACCCGAGAUAA
Messenger RNA from Akanthomyces muscarius, 1278 nucleotides. RefSeq lists its product as uncharacterized. NCBI's taxonomy places the organism in Eukaryota, Fungi, Ascomycota, Sordariomycetes, Hypocreales, Cordycipitaceae. Bases 1 to 1278 code for a protein of 425 amino acids. The transcript has 2 exons. The record is from RefSeq and is a predicted model, not a curated record. Gene Ontology annotation, molecular function: protein serine/threonine kinase activity.